Molecule: messenger RNA, 3728 nt
Organism: Panicum virgatum (switchgrass)
Lineage: Eukaryota; Viridiplantae; Streptophyta; Magnoliopsida; Poales; Poaceae
Product: beta-glucosidase BoGH3B-like
Exons: 5
Coding region: 1418-3526 (702 amino acids)
Biological process (GO): glucan catabolic process
Molecular function (GO): beta-glucosidase activity
Source: RefSeq, a predicted model, not a curated record
CCAUGGCGGGCGCAGUCCCUGCUCCAACCACUCCUCAGCCCUUAUCCGCCAUACCGGCUUCCUUGCUCCGUUAUAUAAAGCGCACUCGCCGGGGAGGAGAAGGCACGGCAGCCUCCUGCUCGCCUCCUAUUCCUCCUCUGCUCUUCUUCAUCAUCUUCUUUUUCCCAUCCGCCCUCCCUUUCUGGUAAGACUCGGGCGGUUUCUUGCUCCAUCGAAGUGUAGUGAUGCAUGCUCGUAGCCGUCGCCGUCGCCGUAAUUGCACUUGCACGAACACGCGUGCGCUGCCUGCCCUCAUGCUGAUGGCAUGCAGCGCUUGUCUGGGGGCGCACUCUGCGCUGGAGUUGGAAGUCUCGGAGGGGGGCCGGCCGUUCACGCGUGUUGGGCUUUUGGAAAGGAGGGAGAUGGUGGCUUUGUGUGAGGGAUGGGGUUCCAAUCGGUUGCAACAAACCCAUUGAAUUUUGCUCGCCUUUUUCCUCAUAGGAGCCGUGCUCUCUGAGCCUCUGAAACGCACGGUGUAGUUGCUUCAUAUAAACCCAGGCCCCCUUGUGCUGUUCUUGCCGGGCUCACACAUUUUGUGGCACGGCAAGGGCGCCAUCUCCUCUGCUUUUGGCGACUGAUUGGUUCGUUCUCAUGGCUCUAGCUCCCUUCUUCAUCCUUGGUUUCUCUGCCAUGAAGCAGCAGCAGCAGCAGUAGUGCCUUGCAAGCAAAUAGUUUGAUGUUAGCGUGCUGGUUUUUCCUUCAUUGCACACUAAUCACUCCUGACUUUUGGCCUUUAGUCUUUACUAAUACGCACAAGCCUUCUUCAUCCUUGGUUUCUCUGCCAUGAAGCAGCAGCAGCAGCAGCAGUGCCUUGCAAGCAAAUAGUUUGAUAUUAGCGUGCUGGUUUUUCUUUCAUUGCACACUAAUCUCUCCUGCCUUUUGGCCUUUAGUCUUUACUAAUACGCACAAGCUUUUGUUAGAUUGUUUUUUUUUUUGCUGUGGCCAGAUUUCUGUUCAGCCAGCUGGUACUGUAGUGUGUAGUGUUAUGAAUUUACAGAGACUGCUGCAAGAAAAUCUAGUCUCCCGCAUGCUAGUUUAAUUCCCUUUGUGUUUUAUUAAACCAUGCUGCUCUGUCAGCAAAACACUAGUUAAAACUAAUGCUACCAUCGAGUCCCAUCAUGUGGGCGUCCAAAAAAAAAGUCCCAUCAUGCGGUUUCUCAGAGCGCCUAUUGCUUUCGCAACGGCAUGGAUAGAAAAGGGCAGGCACCUUGAUCCUGAUGGCCUACCACUUAAUUAUUUGUUAAUUUCUCGUCCAUAAUCUAUUUGCAACUUGCAUGCACCUCCAACACAUGGCACGGACCUCGUUAGCACAAGCCAUGAUGGUUUCUUGGAUCCUCUGCAUCCCUGCAUCCCCGUUUCUUGCCGACGUUGACCGGCCAUGGGCGGCGGCGAGAUCGCCGGCCGCAUCAGGUCGGGCGUCCUCGAGCCCCUGGAGGACCGCUUCACGGAGAUUCUGAUCUGGUCGCUGCAAUGCUACGACGCGCAGGUCCGGAAGCGCCUCGUCCCGCUCCUUCGCCGGCACAGGAUGGCGCUGCUCACGGCGCCGGCGGUGGCCGCGCUGCUGCUGCUCUUCUGGUCCGCGGCGUACGGCGGCGCCCAGUUGCCGUACAAGGACCCCAGCCUGCCCGUGGAGGCCCGCGUCAAGGACCUCCUCGGCCGGAUGACGCUCGCCGAGAAGAUCGGGCAGAUGACGCAGAUCGAGCGCAAGGUCGCGUCGCCGCAGGUGCUCAAGGAUAACUUCAUCGGCAGCCUGCUCAGUGGCGGCGGGAGCGUGCCGCGGCUGCAGGCGACGGCGGCGGACUGGAUGAGCAUGAUCAGUGACUACCAGAAGGCGUGCCUGUCCACGCGGCUGGGCAUCCCGAUGAUCUACGGCAUCGACGCCGUCCACGGCCACAACAAUGUCUACGGCGCCACCAUCUUCCCCCACAAUGUCGCGCUCGGAGCCACCAGGGAUCCUGAUCUGGUGAAGAGGAUCGGAGCCGCGACCGCGCUGGAAGUGCGAGCCACCGGCAUCCAGUACGCGUUCGCGCCAUGCAUUGCGGUGUGCCGUGAUCCGAGAUGGGGCCGGUGCUACGAGAGCUACAGCGAGGACCACAAGAUCGUGCAGGCCAUGACAGAGCUCAUCCCGGGCCUUCAGGGCGACGUUCCGCAGAACUUCACCAGCGGCAUGCCCUACGUUGCCGGACAGAACAAGGUGGCAGCGUGUGCCAAGCACUUCGUCGGCGACGGCGGCACGCACGAUGGCAUCAACGAGAACAACACCAUCAUCGACCGGCCGGGCCUGAUGAGCAUCCACAUGCCCGCCUACCUGGACUCGCUCCGGAAGGGCGUCUCCACGGUCAUGAUCUCCUACUCCAGCUGGAAUGGCAUCAAGAUGCACGCGAACCACAACCUCAUCACCAACUUCCUCAAGGGCAGGCUCAACUUCAAGGUGAAUAAAAAUUGUAACUUCAAGGAGUCCAUUGGUCUCGACUACGUGGUCUUGAGAUUCUAUUUCUUUCGCUCUUUGCAGGGCUUCACGAUCUCAGAUUGGGAGGGUAUUGACAGGAUCACCAGCCCUGCAGGGGCAAACUACUCCUACUCUGUCCAAGCUGGAAUUCUUGCUGGCAUUGACAUGAUCAUGGUGCCUAACAACUACCAAAGCUUUAUCAGCAUCCUGACUGGCCACGUCAACAGCGGUGUAAUCCCGAUGAGCAGGAUCGACGACGCUGUCACAAGGAUCCUGCGCGUCAAGUUCACCAUGGGUUUGUUCGAGAACCCCAUGCCCGACGCCACCUUGGCCGACCAGCUGGGGAAGAAGGAGCACCGGGACCUGGCCAGGGAGGCGGUGCGGAAGUCGCUCGUGCUCCUCAAGAACGGCAAGCCAGGCGACGCGCCGCUGCUGCCGCUGCCGAAGAAGGCGGCCAAGAUCCUCGUCGCGGGCAGCCACGCCGACAACCUGGGCUACCAGUGCGGCGGGUGGACCAUCGAGUGGCAGGGCGACACGGGCCGCAUCACUGUCGGCACCACCAUCCUCGACUCCGUGAAAGCCGCCGUGGACCCGUCGACGGCGGUGGUGUUCGCGGAGAACCCCGACGCGGACUUCGUGAAGAACGGCGGCUUCUCGUACGCCAUCGUGGCCGUGGGCGAGCACCCGUACACGGAGACCCAGGGCGACAGCAUGAACCUGACGAUCCCGGACCCGGGGCCGAGCACCAUCCAGACGGUGUGCGGCGCGGUGCGGUGCGCGACCCUGCUCGUGACCGGCCGCCCCGUGGUGAUCCAGCCGUUCCUGGGCGCCACGGACGCGCUCGUCGCCGCCUGGCUGCCGGGCUCCGAGGGCCAGGGCGUCACCGACGUGCUGUUCGGCGACUACGGGUUCACCGGGAAGCUGCCGCGGACGUGGUUCAAGUCGGUGGACCAGCUGCCGAUGAACGUGGGCGACGCGCACUACGACCCGCUCUUCCCGCUGGGCUUCGGGCUCACCACAAAUGGCAAUGCGUACUAGGAGGGGAUUGGGUGGUGGUAGGGAUAGGAAAUUUGAAUUUUUAAACGGUGUUCUGGCGCGGGGACAUGAACCGGGAGUUCUUGGUUCCUUGGUCAUUUGUGUCGAUUAGUUUUGGUGCAUGCUCAGCUCACACUGUGGAGUAGCAUCCACUAGAUGAGCGAUCUCAUUCUUAUAUGAUAAUAUUGCUUUGAUCUUUGCUCAA